GGUUUUUAAAAAAUGUACUCCUUAAGAAAUAUAUCAGUUCUACUUGGUUUAACUUUUAGUGUUUACGGUGCAGUUUCUGCAGAUUUACCAGAAAUGGAAAUUUAAAAUCUGUGGGUGUACUAUUGCAAUGCAGUGGUUAGUCAAAAUUAAAGCAGAUAAUUUCACGUUUUGGGCUGGUCGAUUGACCACCAAGAUCGUGUGAUAUCACACCAUUAGAUUUAUUCCUGUGCAGGAUGGGGUCAUUUGUAGAACUUCACGCAAGUUGGAUAAGUUCUCUGAGCGCCAUUCGCUUGGGAGUGGCCAGAUACGAUUAUUUUACACAUGGCUCAAGCAGCUCACGAAUUUCGGUAUUAGACCAAGUAUCCUCUGGUUAGCCAACGAACAUUGUUUUGAAGGCCAGCACUUUAACUGAACUGAAGAUGAACUAUGGGUUUGGGACCCGCUACGUAUAGAACACCCCCUAAUGAAGAGGAAACAACAGCCUCGGAUGGAAGACCCCCUUUUUAUGACAAUYAUAACAAACGCGGAAUAGUUAAUCCAAUUUACAUGCACCAAAGGACAGGAACGAGAAAGUGUCAAUGUAAAAGAGAGAAAAUUCGGUGUGGCUGAGUCCAGGAUAGACGUCUAGCCACAAUGCACACCAAAGCGAAGUUCUUCAACAUAUCGCUGAUUUGUUCAAACGCCCCGACGGAAGAGAAGGAGUUGCGACCAAAGAUGCCUGCUAUAAGCGCUUGGAGCGCAACUAUGUGAGCAAAGCAGCUGGGGACGAUGGAUUGCCGGCCGAGGUAUUCAAAUACAGCGGCGAAGAACUGACACGGGUUAUGGAGCUUGCCAAACGCCAAACGGUAAAUCCGGCGAAUGUAUGCUAAUAAAUAAAUGCACUGAACUAUAUAACAUGGCCGUUAAGCCAAAUUUAGAAGAUAAUGACAUAAUAUUUUUAAGGCAGAGCAGAUGCGGUUCACUUGGUAAGAAUAUUCUGGUUUGCUGUCAUAAGUCAUUAGGUGGAGUGUCAGAUGAAUGCGAAACUCCGAAUGGAAAAAGAGGACGUUGCAAAUCUAUCUUAGAAUGUAGUUCAUUACUACCAUUAGUCAAAGAUGAUUUAUCGGCAAGUGAGAGAAACUUCUUGACUAAAAGCGUGUGUGGACAAGGCAAUCGACAGGUAUGCUGCCCCGACCCUCCGACCAAUAAUCGUGGAGAAUUACCUUUGCCACCGAACUGUGGAAAAAUUCCUUUAACAGGACGAAUUUUUGGUGGAACUGCGACAGAUAUUGAUGAAUUUCCAUGGACAGCAUUACUUAUAUACGCUAAAGGAAACGGUGGCGAAGGUCUUCAUUGCGGUGCUAGUCUGAUUAACGACCGAUACGUUUUAACGGCAGGACAUUGUGUUAGCAAGCGUGUACUGCCUGCACAUUGGCGCCUAACUGGAGUUCGUUUGGGUGAAUGGGACUUAGAAACACAAAUCGAUUGCCAAUUUGAUAGCAAGGGCAAUAAACUUUGUUCGAGUCCACAUAUCAAUAUAAAUAUUGAGGAAGAAAUAUGCCAUCCACUGUACGAUGUUAGAACCCAAACAUAUGAUAUAGCCUUACUGCGUCUUCAAGAAAGAGUCAGUUUCAAUGCUUUCACUAGUCCUAUUUGCUUGCCAAGCUCUUCAACAAGUAAUUAUGAAGGCGUUACUAUGGACAUUGCUGGUUGGGGUGCAACAGAAACAUCCAAUAGUAGCCAAAAGAAAUUAAAGGCGUUGGUGAGAGGUGAAAAUCUGGAAAGGUGUAAAGCAAAAUACCGUCAUUACACUAGAAUCGAGUUGGGCAACAGUCAAAUGUGUGCGGGCGGUGAGAAAAGUAUUGACACAUGUCGCGGUGACUCUGGUGGCCCUCUAAUGUUUGCUCAAUCGGUUAAUGGAAGGGAAGCAUACUUUUUGGUUGGUGUAGUUUCAUUUGGUCCCACACCGUGUGGACAAAAAGGUUUCCCCGGUGUUUACACCCGUGUAGAUGCUUUCGUUAGUUGGAUACAAAGCACUAUUAGAAAGUAAAACUUUUUAUUGUUCUUGUGUUAUUACAUAACCUCUUAAUAUGUCUCUGAAAAUAAACAAAAAUAUAUGUAUGUAUAUCUUUCAUAUUGGUAAACACUGA
Molecule: messenger RNA, 2129 nt
Organism: Bactrocera latifrons
Lineage: Eukaryota; Metazoa; Arthropoda; Insecta; Diptera; Tephritidae
Product: serine protease easter-like
Exons: 7
Coding region: 863-2029 (388 amino acids)
Biological process (GO): proteolysis
Molecular function (GO): serine-type endopeptidase activity
Source: RefSeq, a predicted model, not a curated record